CAACCCGAAAACACCGUCAUCGCUCCGGUGCCGGAAUAUGUGGUCACAUCCACCAUGAACCGGUCGCAGUCAGUUCCCAAGACCGAGGCAGACAUGCUUUCAUACAACCAGUGACAGCAUGGCGCAAAAGUUCGACUUCCCAGCCGAAGCACCUCUGCGCCCGUCGCGCAAGCUCCGCUUUGCCGAUGUGGCCGUCACGGCAACGGCAAAGGAGUUCGCCGGCAUCUACCGCGGCAAGCAGCAGCACGCGCCCGACGUGGACGCGGUCCUGCACCGCGCCUCGUCCGCCGGCGUGGCCAAGGUGAUGCUGACGGGCAUGUCGCCGUCCGACGUGUCCUUCAACCUGGACGUGGCGCGGCGCCGCCCGCCCGGCACCACCUUUGUCACCAUCGGCAUCCACCCGUACCACGCCGCCGAACCAUGGGCCGAUGCCGCCGCCGCCUCCUCGGGGUUGUAUUUCGACCGGCUCGCCGCGACCAUCAGAGAGGUGCAGACCGGCAGCCCCGGCGUGCUGGCCGCGUUUGGCGAGCUGGGCCUGGACUACGACCGCCUCGACGUCUGCGGCAGGGACGAGCAGCUGCGCACGUUCAGGGCGCAGCUGGACGUGGUCGCGCGCGAGGCCUUCGACCUGCCGCUGUUCCUGCACUGCCGCGCCGCGUUUGCGGACUUUGUCGACGUGUUGACCCCGUACCUCCCCCGGCUGCCGCGCAGGGGGCUGGUGCACUCGUUCGUCGGGAGCAGGGAGGAGAUGGAGGUGCUGACGGGGCGGAUGGGGCUCGACGUCAGCGUCAACGGGUUCAGCUUCAAGGACGACGAGUGUCUGGACAUGGUCCGGCACGUGCCGCUCGAGAGGCUGCAGCUCGAAACGGACGCGCCCUGGGGAGAGGUCUUGCCGACCACGAACGCGGUCGUCGCGAGGUACCUGGCCAACGUGCCGCCGCCCGAGGUCCAGAGCAAGAAGAGGGACAAGUUCGAGAUGGGCAAGAUGGUCAAGGGGCGCAACGAGAGCUGCUGCAUAGAUCGCGUGGCGUACGUCGUUGCGGGGCUCAAGGGCAUCGGUGUGGACGAGGUUGCCGAGGCGGCUUGGAGGAACUCGGUGGAAAUGUUCCGCCUCGAGAGGGAUGUGGAAGAGGCGGCCGCUUGAGUACUGUGGCACCUUUUUUUGCGCUGACUUGUCGAAAGUUCAAAAGACAUCAUUAACGGUAUUCUUUGUGGCAACGGCAUACAUGGUUGCGUCGCUUGCAGAGUAGGUAUUGUGACUGCAUGGUCUCGAAAAGUGGCAUUUCAAAGAAAGACCAAUCGUUUUACACUAGACUAGACUAGACUAGGUCAAGAAAAGAAAACACAUCAAGUUUGGCAGUAA
This is a messenger RNA of Pyricularia oryzae 70-15, 1363 nucleotides long. RefSeq names its product deoxyribonuclease tatD. Bases 119 to 1144 code for a protein of 341 amino acids. Gene Ontology annotation, cellular component: cytosol. The record is from RefSeq and is a predicted model, not a curated record. NCBI's taxonomy places the organism in Eukaryota, Fungi, Ascomycota, Sordariomycetes, Magnaporthales, Pyriculariaceae. Gene Ontology annotation, molecular function: 3'-5'-DNA exonuclease activity. The transcript has 2 exons.